Owenia fusiformis is the source of this 2093-nucleotide messenger RNA. Lineage: Eukaryota; Metazoa; Annelida; Polychaeta; Sabellida; Oweniidae. The record is from the annotation of a GenBank genome assembly.
CCUAGAUUGACAGACUUAGCUACUUCCUUAUUAGGUAAAAUAAAUUAUUGAUGAAAUUUGAUUUUAAAAAGACAAGUCAAUGGAUAUAUUUUGAAAUAUUAUGGACGGGUUAAUCAGGAAGGUGAAGGCAAUUUGUGUCAUAAUCAGGCAAAAUAUGCAAUGUUAAGGUCUUAACUGAAAACAAUUUAAAAAGAAAAGACAAGGAUAGACAACCGCGCCAAUCGGAGGAUGUGAGUUGUUCAGAAUAUUCACAAUGCGUGGGUAGACGUCACUGGAAUAGAUAUGACGGGUUCGUUUUGGCUCUUGCAGACCAAAGUCGACCCCUCGGUGUAUCUUUUCAUUUUGGUCAUUCUUCUGCUUAUUGUAUGGGCAAAUAAAAAGCAAAGAGAUGGCCUCAAUUGGCCCCCGGGACCACGCCCUUGGCCUAUCGUAGGAAACAUUCUUCAGAUGGGAAAUGACUCAUUACCGUUUAAGAAACUCAAGGAAUUCCGUAAGAAAUAUGGGGACGUAUUCACCAUCUGGUUUGGUCCUAUCCGCGUCGUGUUCCUUAACGGUGCGGCUAUCAAGGACGCGUUGUUACAGCCGGGGGACACGUUCUCUGGAAGACCUGAUAUAUCCUUUUUUAGGAAUUUCCUAAAAGGUAGAACUAUAUCGUUUUCUAGCAUUAACGAAGAGUGGCAUACCCGACACAAAUCUACAAAGCAAGCCGUCGGGGAGUUGAUGAACAAGGGGCACUUGCAGACUAUCGUAAACGCUGAAAUCAACGCGACCCUCGAAGUGUUCAAAAAUACGAAAGCCACGCCUUUCAACUGUCAGGAGAUCCUACAAGAUGCGGUUGGAAGGACCAUCUUUCAAAUGUGCUUUGGACCAUUGGAAGGCCAACACGGAAAAGAUACUUUAAAACGUUAUGUUCAGGCAAUUGUAGGAUUACCAGACGAGUUGCCUUAUUUAAUGUUGGCGGAAUUAUAUCCCGUUCUAGAGCCAUUUUUAAGGAAGCACAAGCGUGCGUUCUAUAAUAAGAGUGAUUACCUUGUUGGUAUCAUUGACAACCAUAGGAGUUACCUCGAAGAGAUGGGACUGAUAUCGGAGAGCGAGGAAUACGCGGAGAAUAGCAUCAUGGAUAUAUUGAAGCAGAAAGACGCCGACCUAUACAAAUAUGUUAUUCUAGACCUCAUGGGGGCGGGGACGGACGUUUUGUCUACCACGAUGUACAUCUUCAUACUUUACAUGACAAUUUUCCCAGAUGUGCAAACCAAAAUAAAACGGGAAAUCAAUGAAAGUUUAGAUGUUGAUGACAUCAUUGAACCGAUAGAUAUCGCUAAGUUGCCUUACACAGAAGCAACCAUAUAUGAAAUCCUUCGCCAUGCUCGCCCGACUAUGGUAGGAAUACCCCACGCGACGACACGGGAUGCUAAAAUUAAUGGAUAUGACAUAGCAAAGGGGACGGUGAUUCUUCCGAACUAUGAGUCAAUACUUUAUGACGAUCAACUAUGGAAAGAUCCGUUUGAAUUUAAUCCAAAUCGAAUGCUGACAUCUACGGGUCAAGUGGACGUUGAGAAAAAAAGAUUGAUACCAGCAUUUGGUAUUGGAAAGCGAAAGUGCCUCGGAAAACCUAUUGGACAAAUGUCUAUUCAUCUGUUCGUAAUGAGAAUAAUGCAGGCGUGUUCUUUUAGACCCGUUCUUGGGGAAGAGCCAUCACUUGACUGGAUCCCCAAUCUUGUUCUUCGACCUAAACCUUUCAAAGUUAGAAUCCAGAUUUGAGACCACAUUGAACCGAGGACUUAAUGAAACGGUACAUUUUCCUGGUAUUAUGGUCCAUUUCUUAAAUUCCUGAUCGUAUAAGGUGACACAAAAAUACAACCAUUAAAUUAUGGUGAAAUUGUUUGAAUUUUUGAAAUUAAGACCCUCUCCGGUACAUUCUGAGUAUGUCUGUGAGGCAUAUUCUCAUCAUUAAAUACAAAUCUCUAAAAAACGUUUUUUGAAAGGAAUGGGCUUGUACAUAAUGCUUUGCGAUUAAAAGAAAUACGUUUUCCGAGCAAGUUAUUGAAUAAAUAGUUUGAAUUUGUAAUUUACUGAAAUUUGGAGUUCUGACG